AUGGCUUGCGCCACGCUGAAACGGUCGUUGGAUUUCGAACCCCCUAUGUGCAGACCGACGAAGAGACAAAGAUGCACGCCUAUGAGCAUAUCGCCUUCGAGCUCUCCCCCAAACAGCUCCAGAUCGGAAUACGUCUCGCCCCAUUUCGGUGGCGAUGUCGUACCAAAAAUUACGGCAGAAAUGUUGUCUGCUAGUUUAACUGAAGAAGUUCAAAGGAUGCGCCGUAAGCGUCAGCUUAACAUGGAAUUAUCAGAGAAUCGUAAUUUGGAUGACAGUUCUUCGGAUAGUUCAUCUGAGAAUACGUUUCCAUCAUCAGCCAAAGACAAACCGCUCUUCACUUUUCGCCAAGUAGGAAUGAUCUGUGAACGUAUGUUAAAUGAGCGUGAAAGUCAAUUACGUGAAGAAUAUGAUAAGAUUUUAAACAUGAAAUUAUCUGAACAGUAUGAAGCUUUUGUUAAGUUCUCCAACGAUCAAUUGCACAGACGUUUUGAAGCAGCCGAAGAUCCAAGCUAUUUGUCUUAA
Molecule: messenger RNA, 522 nt
Organism: Macrosiphum euphorbiae (potato aphid)
Lineage: Eukaryota; Metazoa; Arthropoda; Insecta; Hemiptera; Aphididae
Source: the annotation of a GenBank genome assembly